UAUCUUUCUGUCCCUUUGUAAAAAGACACACAAACAACUAUAGCUUCUAUGGCUCAGAGUUUUGAAGAUGUUUGCAGUAAAAUGCUCUGUAUUGAUGAUCUCAAUGUCGUUUAUAAUGAAGUUUAAACCCAUUGCUGCACGUUGGAAGCAGUUUGCUAACUCACUAUACGUAAGACCAGCUACCAUUGAUAUCAUUGAAGCUAAUUGCGGUAGUAGUUGUGAGUCAUGUCUACAUAAGGUUUUGGAGCACUGGUUAAGGAAGGAUUACAAUUAUGAGUUCUUUGGCUCUCCAUGUUGGAGGAGAGUAUGUGUAGCUGUUAAAGAAGGAGGAGGUGAUCCAGCAUUAGCUGAAGAGAUAGCUCGUAAACAUCCUCUACCAGAAUCUAUUGGAGGAGAAAGCACAACAGAUUCUAUUUAUGCUCUUCCUGUGAAGGAUGUUCGUCUUCUGAAUGAGAUAUAUGAGCUUCAAUGGGAUUUUUCUGAUAUUCUUAAAGAAACGAGAGAUGCUUUUAAACCUGAACUCCUUCCAGAUAUUAUUGAUUAUCUUGAGACACAUGUCCCUGCUUUACUUGGUCCAAAUAAGAAUUACCAAGCUAAAGAAAUUACAGAAGAGUUUAAUAAUAUACAAACAACAAAAGACCUUUUUAAAGUUUUGCAACGAAAGUACAUAUCAUGGUUCAACUAUGAACUAAUAGUUAAACUUGUUAAUGUAUUCCUACCUGACAAUCAUUUGUUAAAGAGGGCAUGGUCAGGUUACAAAGAGAAAUUGAAGGAUUAUUUUCUUAACAGUGGUGGUUUAUUAACUGAUGCUAAUGCUUUAGAAUUUGGUAUAAAAGAUGUUCCUCCUGGUACAAAAGUAAUGAUUGCCAAAGUUGAUCGUGAUGACUACACAUUAGCUGACCUCUUCUUCUUUCGUCGAGCAAUACCAAAAGAACUAAAUAUUCCUGAUGUUUAUUUAUACUUCAGUUUCAUUCGUAUUGGCUGACUUUAAUUGGCUCAGGUUAAUUCUCUCUUUCUAUUUGCCAGGGUCUUUAUUCCUUGACUAUCUUAUCAUUAAACUGACACAUUAUGAAUGUAUUUAGACGUACCAUUAUUUUAUUAAAGUAAUUAUAAUUAUCAUUUAUAUUAAGAGUUGUAACGUUCAGUAUACAUGUGCAUGUGUGAUUGAUUGCAUGUUAAGAUUAUUGUCAAAACUUAACACAUGAAGUGUGUACUCAUGGCCAACUACAACUAGUCCGGCAUUCAGUAGGUGGACUUUUUGU
This is a messenger RNA of Amphimedon queenslandica, 1262 nucleotides long. RefSeq lists its product as uncharacterized. The coding region runs from base 68 to 985 and encodes 305 amino acids. Gene Ontology annotation, molecular function: protein binding. The record is from RefSeq and is a predicted model, not a curated record. Lineage: Eukaryota; Metazoa; Porifera; Demospongiae; Haplosclerida; Niphatidae. The transcript is spliced from 3 exons. Gene Ontology annotation, biological process: signal transduction.